AAUGGUCGACUGGAGAUUAGGAUGUGAUGUUGUAUGGAAAAAGAGUAAAUCCUAUUCAAUUUUUUAUUUCGCUUCUUGUUAUAUGCUACCUCUUUCUAUGAUGAUUUAUUGUUAUAUAAGAAUAAUAGUAAUUGCUAGAAAUCACGCAAGAAGAAUUGGAGAUGUGAAUACGAGAAUACUUGUAACUGCGCCAACAAAUAACGAAAGUAAAGUUGAUGGCGAAAAUUUAUCCAGUAUUUCUGGUGUUUCUCAUUCCUAUCAAAAUAUCAAGGGGAAAUCUACCACUACUGUUAGACUUGUAGGAUUAUUAGUAGCAUUUCUGUUACUAUGGACACCGUCUUUUUACUCUAAGUUAGACGAAAGUCUUUCCGAAAGUGAAAUUAGUAGGAUUACCAAGAUUAUUGGCUGUUUUGCAAAAAUGAUAACUCUUUUGUCAGCUAGUGUAAAUCCAUUGAUUUACGCUUUAGGUUCGAGGAAAUUUCGCCGAACUUUACGCCAAAAAUUCCGCAAAAAGAAGCUUGCAAAGAGAGGCAAAUCAAAUAUGAACUUAUCAAUUAUUUAUACAGAACAAUUGGAGAGGAGAGGUGAAUUAAUGAGAAAAGAAAAAUUAGCCUUGGAUGAAAGGUUGCCAAUGCAUAUUAUUGAAAAUCAAGAACUGCAGAUAGAUAGCAUGAAAGAUAUUAGGACUCUUGGAUCUUUGACUUCCACAUCCGGCAAGAGAAGUGGAACAACAGAAACUGCAUUAUAG
Molecule: messenger RNA, 748 nt
Organism: Dimorphilus gyrociliatus
Lineage: Eukaryota; Metazoa; Annelida; Polychaeta; Dinophilidae
Source: the annotation of a GenBank genome assembly